AUGCGAGUCAAUGAGGCUCGUCAUCAAACAGGGAUUGAAGAAAUCAGGAGAAGUUAUGACAAGGAGCUCCUCCGUUUACAAUCCCUCCUUACAAAGCGUCAGGCGGCAUUCUCGAAUGUUGGUCUCAUCGAAUUGUCAAAAGAAGAAAAAGACCUUAAAGGAGAAGAUUAUAAUUUUUACGAUAAAGAGAGCACUCCCAAAGAGAUCGAACUUGAGAAGGAAAUCGCACUUCAAAAUCAUUUGAUCGAAGGCUUUCAGAAGGAGAAUGAGGCUCUCAUGAAGGAAAAUAAGGAUUUGAAACAGAAAUUGGCCUCAACAUUAAUCCCCUCCGAGGAUGCAAAUGCGAUUGCGGAGAGGCUGGUGCACGAGAAUGCCCGUCUGCAAAUUGACUUUCAACAAGUCAAAGACGAGUUGAACGCCUUGAAAUCCGCACAGGAUUUGGCUUCUAAGAAAGGUGAGAAGGAUCGAUCUCACAGUGAGGAACUUCUCCUAAACACGGAUUCAAAAAUUUUAAAAAAACGUAUUUAUUUUAUAGAUAAUAAUGCUCAGGACAUACAAGAAGAGCUAGAAAAAACCAUCAGAAGGCUUGAAGAAGAGAGCUGCCAAAAUCGCGGGUUUCAAGACUCCCUUUGUAAACUAGAGGCUGAGGUAACCGCAUACUUUCCUCACAAGCUGCUCUUUACAAAGCUUAAACAAACUAAAGAGGAACAAUCGAGAUUACAAGAACUUCUUUCAACGUCGGACUCAAAAUGGGCUCAGGAGGUGAAGGAUCGUCAACGUCGCAUCGUGGCCUUGAACGCGGAAUUGAGGAGGGUCCGACAGGACCACAUUGUAGCAAUGCAAACAGUGCAGGAGAAGAUGCGGUGGCAAAAUCACACUCAGACUAUCUCCAGCCGACAUUUGUCUACGAUCAAGAAACAGAAGCUUAAAAUGUUAAAGUUUAAAACAGAAUUGGAGAAGAAACAAAGUGUGCCGUCUGCAAGAAGUGAGAUGGAGGAUCACGACUUCGCAGACAAUCCACAGUACUCAACUCCCGUCAGGGAACUCCAGAUGGAGUUAAGAGCAUCACAUCAACGUGUCAGUCGCCUAGAGACUCAGCUAAACACCUUAAGCAGGGUCCACAUGGCUUUGAUAACAGGAAAAUCUCCUAAUGAGGCCUUACAAUGGGACUGUGGCAUAGGCGAAAGAAAAUCUACCCAUGAAAGGAUACCCAACAUCGGUCGUCCAGUCAACAUGGAGGACGAGUCCUGCGUUUCCUAUUGGCGUGCUAUUGCUGAAAAACGCACCAACGAUGUUGCUCUCCUGAGCAAGGAGGUGGAUAAGCUCACCAACUUGUUAGAGGAAAUAAGCACGCGAAUACCACCUGCAACAGGUCUGUCUAUUCAACUCAGUGAGGAGGGUGUUUAG
Molecule: messenger RNA, 1407 nt
Organism: Hydatigera taeniaeformis
Lineage: Eukaryota; Metazoa; Platyhelminthes; Cestoda; Cyclophyllidea; Taeniidae
Source: the annotation of a GenBank genome assembly